GCACUCCAACCAGGGCAACAAGAGUGAAACUCCGUCUCAAAAAAAAAAAAGAAAGAAAAUUAAAUAACAGCAAGCAACUGCAUGCACGUUUGAGGGCGGUGUCCGGGGUGAGAAAGGCCCCGCCAGCAAUCCAUGCCACAAUCAGCGAUGGCUGAGCGGGUCUGGACCUCGGGGGACCAGGCUGCACGCCUCCAAGCAAAUGCACAGCGCGGCUAAAUUGGAUUCGACAGCACCGGAAACGGCGACUCCCACUUGGGGCGCUGCGGACACACGAGUCGAGGCUGCCUUCCAGGAAGCAAACAAAAAAAGGGGGGAAAAGGGGGGGAAGAAAGAAAGAAAGAGAAAAAGGAGGGCGAGUGGCAAGCAGGGGCCUCGGCCGCCGCCCACACGCCCCGCAGCGUGCUCGUCCCCCGCGCAGGGCUCCCGGCCGCAGCCCUCGGCCAUCGGCCGCUCCCAGGUGGCCCAGGCCUCUGACUCCGCGGCCGGCCCGGCGCGGCCCGGCGCCCUCAGGUGUAUACCAAGGACUGGAAUUGCUGGGCCAAGCUUUGUGUUUUAAGGAAAAUAAAAAAUCGUGUUUUAGUUUCGUGCUGGUAAUUUGAAGUAAGCAGAUGUCUAGAUAUAAGCUUGGAAACUGGCCAGUUGGAGAUUGCUCACGGCUGCAAUUGAAGACUCCAGCAGCCUUUUCUGCUCUUUGCUUCCAUUUGGAGAGGAAGGCAUCAUAGGCUGUGUGACUUCCGUGGACGCGGGGCUUGGCACCAGCCUGCAGUUGGGAUCAAUCUUCAGUGGCGAUUUGGAGUGGGUCACGGUUCUUCCUGCCUGUCUGCCUGUUUGGUCCCUGACGUCUGCUCCCCAGGGCCCUGGCUCUUCCCCCACGCCUUCAGCCUGCACAGUCCCUUCUCUCAUUCUCAGGCUGCGGAACCUGAAAGUACAAUUUUCCCCCUUACCCGCUGUCUCAGUUACCGGAGGUCAACCGUGGUCUGAAAAUAUUACAUGGUAAAUUCCAGAAAUAAACAAUUUAUAAAUUUUAAA
This is a messenger RNA of Cercocebus atys (sooty mangabey), 1029 nucleotides long. RefSeq lists its product as uncharacterized. Lineage: Eukaryota; Metazoa; Chordata; Mammalia; Primates; Cercopithecidae. The record is from RefSeq and is a predicted model, not a curated record. Bases 200 to 556 code for a protein of 118 amino acids. The transcript is spliced from 2 exons.